Molecule: messenger RNA, 1347 nt
Organism: Aspergillus melleus
Lineage: Eukaryota; Fungi; Ascomycota; Eurotiomycetes; Eurotiales; Aspergillaceae
Product: putative toxin biosynthesis protein
Exons: 4
Coding region: 1-1347 (448 amino acids)
Source: RefSeq, a predicted model, not a curated record
AUGUCCGCGCCGACGGCCUCCUCCGGGCCCUUUCGUAUUGUCGACCAUGUCGUGCCCUGCCAGCAUAUCCGGGAAUAUCCCGCGGCCACAGCCAACGAACAGGAAGACGAGCUGCAGAUGGCCGUGAAACAGUAUAUCCCUCUGGACAAUCAGAAUCCUCAGCCGGGAGACGUGACGAUUCUAGCGGCGCAUGCAAACGGUUUCCCCAAGGAACUCUACGAACCGCUAUGGGAGGAAAUCCACGCUCGCUCGAAGGCAAACGGGUUCCGGAUCCGAAGUAUCUGGAUGGCCGAUGUGGCGCAUCAAGGACAGAGCAGUGUGAUCAAUGAGGACCUCCUAGGGAACGACCCUAGCUGGUUCGAUCAUCCCAGAGACCUGCUCCAUCUGGUCAAUGUCAAACGCAAAGAAAUGCCGCGGCCUAUCGUCGGAAUCGGCCAUAGCAUGGGCGGCGCUCAUCUCGCGCGCGUGUGCCUCAUGCACCCCCGUCUCAUUCACACCCUCGUGCUCCUCGACCCCGUCAUCCAACGACAAACGACGCAGCUCGAUCCCCUCGAAAUCGCGCACCAGAAACUCGUCAUCACCAAAACCACCCAGUUAUCCACCUACCGUCGAGACCGCUGGCCUUCUCGCAAAGCCGCCGCCGAAAGCUUCCAGCGCAACCCCUUCUACCAAGCAUGGGACCCCCGCGUCCUGGAACGCUGGAUCCAAUCCGGCCUCCGCGAGCUCCCAACAGCCAUCUACCCCGACGAAUCUACUGACGCAACCAGCGGCAACGACCGACCCGUCACGCUCACCACCCCCCUCCACCAAGAAGUCUUCACCUUCUCACGUCCCAACUACGACGGUCCUCCCGGUAAAGACGUCCCCGUGAACCGCGUCACGCAUCCGGACCUCAACCCAGACCAUUUCGGCUCGUUCCCAUUCUACCGACCGGAGCCGUCGCGCGUGUUCUCGGAGCUGCCGCACCUGCGACCCAGCGUGCUGUAUAUCUUCGGCGGGAAGUCGGAUAUGUGUUUACCGGACAUGAUGGCCGAUAAGAUGACGCAUACGGGCACGGGGCUGGGCGGCAGCGGCGGCGCGCCCGUCGGCCGUGUCCGGGACGUAUAUCUUGAGAAGUAUGGACACCUGCUGGCCCAGGAAGCGCCGAGCGAGUGUGGGGAGGCGGCGAGCCAGUGGUUGGGUAAGGAGAUGCAGCGGUGGCGGGAGGAGGAGCAGGCGUUCCGUGCGCAGUGGAGUCGGAAGUCGAAGGUUGAGAAACAGACCAUUGAUGCGCGUUGGAAAGAGCACGUGCCGGCGCCGGUGCGGCGGAAGAAGCCGGCUGGUGAGGCUUCGAAAUCGAAGUUGUAA